Molecule: messenger RNA, 2967 nt
Organism: Heterostelium album PN500
Lineage: Eukaryota; Evosea; Eumycetozoa; Acytosteliales; Acytosteliaceae
Product: AN1-type zinc finger-containing protein
Exons: 5
Coding region: 1-2967 (988 amino acids)
Molecular function (GO): RNA binding; zinc ion binding; ATP binding
Source: RefSeq, a predicted model, not a curated record
AUGAAUAAAACAAAAGAUAAAAAACAAAGUACUACUACUACAACAACACAAAAUAUAAAGAUUAGAGAUAAAAAUGAAUGGAUUGAUCAUACUUUAAAGUUGUUGGAGAUAGAGAAGGAAUCAGAGAUUGAAGAGUCAGUUAGUUUACAAUCGACUCUAUCCAAUCGACAACUAGAAUUGAAAGGUAUUUGCAUUAGAAAGUUAGUGAUAGAAUCGUUCUCCACUGGUUUGGGUGGUCGUUGUCUAGUUCGUUUGGUUCCAGUGAAUGCUGCACCGAAUCAAGAUCUACCACCACAUAAAUUCACACCGGGUGAUGUCGUUGGUUUGAGAGCACUGAAAACUCAACCCGGACAAUCACUUGUCACCGGUAUCGUAUAUCGUGUCGAUCGUUCGCGUAUCACCGUUGCCUACGAUGACCUCGCAGAGAGUACCAUCGAGCAACUACAAGGUGUGUUUGCAAUCGACAAGCUUGCCAACGACAUUACCUAUCGUAAGAUGAGAGAUGCCAUCGAACGACUGAAAACUACCAACUCUCCAAUCACCGAUAUCCUAUUCUCCAACCAAGAACCAACACACACCAUAAAAAAAGUAAAAAUAUCAGCUGUCUCCAAAAAGCUGAAUCAACCACAAAUUGAAGCAAUCGAAUUUGCUUUAUCAUCAAAUGAAAUUGCAUUAAUACAUGGUCCUCCAGGUACAGGAAAAACAACGACAGUCGUUGAAUUUAUUGUUCAAGUUUGUAAAGGUGGUGGAAGAGUGUUGGCUUGUGGUCCGUCUAAUCUUUCGGUGGAUAAUAUUUUGGAGAGAUUACUAGAGUUUAAGGAUAUUGUUAAUCCAACACGUAUUGGUCAUCCAGCAAGAAUUCUAUCGGGUCUGACAAAGCAUACUCUCGAUCACAAAACAAAGAAUGGACAGGAUGCGCAGAUUCUCAAGGAGAUAAAGAUAGAGAUUGCAACGUUGAUGAAACAGUUGAAGGAUGGACAAGUUGAGAAAGGUGCUAGACGAUCGGUUUACAAUACGAUAAGGGAUCUUCGUAAGGAUCUAAAGAAUAGAGAGUUCUCAUUGGUCGAUCAGGUCAUUAGGAAUUCCAAUGUUAUACUCUCGACGAAUACGGGUGCCGCCGAUUAUGUGUUGUCGCGGUGCGAGCCAUUCGAUUGGGUGAUCAUCGAUGAGGCUGCACAAGCGCUGGAAGCAAGUUGUUGGAUCCCCAUUUCCAGAGGAAAGAAACUGUUGUUGGCCGGUGAUCAUCAACAACUUCCACCUACGAUUCACUCGGAGCAGGCCAAGUCCGAUGGUCUAGAGACAACUAUGUUUGAACGACUGAUUCAACUCUAUCAGGAGAAUAUCUCUAGGUUAUUGAGUGUACAGUACAGAAUGAAUCAAGAGAUCAUGAGAUGGUCAUCCGAUGAGUUUUAUCACGGAAGAAUGUUGGCUGAUAAUUCCGUUGCUAAUCAUCUGCUAUUGGAGAGAUCAACCAAGAAUCGAGUGGCGACAACUACCACCUGUCCGUUGAUGUUGAUCGAUACCAGUGGACUGGAUAUGGAGGAGUCGGCAGACGAUGAAUCACAGAGUAAAUUCAAUGUUGGUGAAGCGGAUAUCGUUGUUAAAUACAUUGAGAAACUGUUGCGUUAUGGAGUAGAACAAUCGUCGAUCGGUGUGAUCACACCAUACAACGGACAGGUCAAACAGCUGAAAAUGGUGCUGUCCAACAGAUUCUCGGAUAUCGAGAUUGGCACGGUCGAUGGAUUUCAAGGUCGUGAGAAGGAAGUCGUUAUCAUAUCGACGGUGCGAUCGAAUGCCGCUCCUCACAACGUUGGUUUUCUUGCCGAGGAACGUCGUAUGAAUGUAGCUAUCACCAGAGCGAAGCGUCAGGUUACAUUGGUAUCGGACACUGACACACUCUCUUCCAACCCGUUCCUAGCGAGAAUGGUUGAGUAUUUCAAGUUGAACGGUGAGUUGCGGUCGGCGUUGGAGUAUCUAGAAGAGCAGCAAGUAUCAUCCGAUGAAGAAUCAUGGUCAAAGUCUAAAGAUGAUGACGAUGAUAAAGUUAACAACGAUGAAAGCAACAACAAUGUUGGUUAUCAAUCGAAAGCAAGACAAUCACAGGCAGAGCUAAAGAAAGAGAAGCGUGCAAAAAAGAAAGAGAAAGAACAUGCAAAGACAAAAGUAGAUCAUGUCAAUCGAAGUGAACAAGAAAGACAACAGGAUCUCCAACAAAUACAAUCGGUGAUUGACAGUUUCUUAAAGUCAUCAAACUCCGUCUAUACAUUCCCAUCGACAACUACAAACUUUCAGAGACUUUUAAUACAUGAAUUGGCAGAGAAGUUGGAUUUACAACAUGAAAGUACAGGUGAAGCCAAUCAAAGAGUAAUAACCAUAACAAAGAAGAUAAAAGUUGAUCAUAAAGUUAACAAAGAACAAGAAGAUGUUGAUGAUGAAGAAGAUGUUGAAGAUAAUAAUGACGAUGAAGAAGAAGAUGAUGAAGAUACAACAUCAACUACAACAACAACUUCAUCAUCAUCAACUACAAGUAAAUCUAAAAAGAAAAAGAAAAAGAAUAACAAAUCAAAACCAGUAGAAUCAAAGAAACCAGCAGCACCCAAGAAGAAACAACCAACGGUACCAAAGAAAGAUUUAGGAGAAGAACUAUUGGAAUCAUUUAAUAAUAUUCAAAUUGAACCAAUUGAUAUAACAAAAUGUGGAAUUAAAAAUUGUAAGAAUAAUGUACAGUUAUUGGGAAGAGUAUGUGAGUUUUGCUCAAGAAAAUUCUGUAAUCAUCACUUUUUAUAUGAAAUACAUGGUUGUGGAGACAGAGCUAAAGCAAAGGCAAGAAGUGAUUGGUUCGAUGCCUAUGCCAAACAAAAUAAAGAUUCAAAAUCUCAAUCACAUUCAAAAGUUAAAGAUUCUAUUAAAGAAGCAGAAGCUGCAAGAAAAAAGAAAACUGAUGAUAAUAAAUCAAAGAAAAAAUAA